AUGGACAAGAGUUGGAUAACAAGGGACAUGCUUUCAAAAGAGUAUGAAGAGGGAGUUGACAACUUUAUUAAGCUAACCUUAGAAAAUUCAACGGAUCUUUCCAGAGUUCACUGUCCAUGUAGAAAAUGUUCAAAUUUGAAAAAAUUAGACAUAAUGGAGAUAAAGAGUCAUCUAUACUUUAACGGAAUGGACCAAACAUAUGUCAAGUGGAUUUGGCAUGGAGAAGAAGAUGAAUCUAACAAUAAUGUUCCCAAUGAAAGAAAGCAAUUUGAUCAAGUAUUUGAUGACCCUAUAGAGAUGGUGAGAGAUGCAGAUGAACGUUUUGUUGAUAAGCCUAAAGAAUUUUUGAAAUUCUUAGAAGAUGCAGAGAAACCAAUAUUCUCCGGGGCACCUUUGUCAAAAUUAGUUGUUUUAGUAAAACUAUACAACUUGAAAGUUGGUAGUAGUUGGAGUGACACAAGUUUCACAAAGUUAUUAACUUUAUUAAAAGAAAGUUUACGAAAAGACAAUGAAUUGCCUUCCUCGCUUUAUGAAGCGAAAAAAACAUUGUGCACAUUAGGAAUGGAGUAUAGCAAGAUUCACGCUUGUCCAAAUGAUUGUGUUCUAUAUCGAAAUCAAUAUGAGAGUGCAACUAAGUGCCCCGUUUAUACGUUUGUUUCGAAAUCUGAACAUGCCAAAAGUCUGCGAUGGAAUGAGGAUGGAAGGAUCAAAGUUGACAAAUUCCGCCAUCCAGCUGAUUCCCCAACUUGGAAAGAAGUGGAUGAACUAUGGCCUCAAAUAAGAAAGGAUCCUAGAAAUCAUCGACUUGGUCUUUCUGCUAAUGGCAUCAAUCCAUUAAGCAAUAUGAGCUCAUCUUACAGAUGUCUGAUAUGCGGUGAAAAAACAAGCGCCACAAGAUUAGAACAUUGUAGGAAGAUGUGUUAUAUGGGUCAUAGAAGGUUUCUACUAGAAAAAAAUUAUUACCGGAAGCAAAAAUUAGCAUUUAAUGGUGAGCAAGAGUUGCGAGAAGCGCCUACACCAAUGACUAGAGAAGCUGUCUACGAAGAGAUUCGUUUAAUAGAAAAUAAAUUUGGUAAGCCUGUGGAAAAGGUCGAUGAAAGUGUAGAGACAAAGGGGAAAAAGAAAGGCAAAUGUAAAACAAACAUCAAACGAAAGCGCAAUAAGAAAGAUCAACUAGCGGAAGAUUCAAAGAAUAAUACAUGUUGGAAGAAGAGUAAAUUUUCUUUGAAUUGGAAUAUUGGAGACAUUUGUUAG
Molecule: messenger RNA, 1254 nt
Organism: Humulus lupulus (European hop)
Lineage: Eukaryota; Viridiplantae; Streptophyta; Magnoliopsida; Rosales; Cannabaceae
Exons: 3
Coding region: 1-1254 (417 amino acids)
Source: RefSeq, a predicted model, not a curated record